CUCUCUCUCUCUCUCUCUCUUCCUCCCCCACCAUUGUUGCUUCUCUGCAAACACCAAAACCCACAAUCAAGUUCCAAUUUUUUGUUUCUGAGUAUCAUUCACUCUCUUCGAAUGUUACGCUUAGAAUAUCACUAUCACCAUUUCUCUCCCUUAAUCCACACCAAAUGCAAAGCCUACCAACCCUUUUCCCGCGCAAAUUCUAGGGUUUCCCUUUUUUACCUCGAGCAAAACCCUCGUCGUUUUGCCCACACUUCCUGUCGUUCUCGAUGCCCAAUUUCGUCCAACGAUGCUCUUAGGUUUGGGUUGUGGGGUGGCCACGGACCCGAAACAUGGAUUUGCCGUUCCACCGGAGAAACCGAUUCCGCGGCGGAUUCCGGAGAGAAGGAAACCGGCGACGACGAUGCCGGUUCGACGAGCUCCGGUUCGGACCGGAGAAAGGAGAAACAAGGGAAGGGUGGGUGGUGGUGGCGGUGGCGACGGUGGCGGUGGCAACCGCUAAUUCAGGCGCAGGAAAUUGGGGUUUUGCUUCUGCAAUUAGGGAUUGUGGUCUUCGUUAUGCGGUUGCUUCGACCAGGAAUUCCCUUACCCGGGUCGGAUCCUAGGGCUCCCACAAUGUUUGUGAGUGUGCCUUACAGUGAGUUUUUGAGUAGGAUCAACAGCAAUCAGGUGCAGAAGGUGGAGGUUGAUGGGGUCCACAUAAUGUUCAAGUUGAAGGGUGGUGUUGGAACAAGCCAUGAUGGUGAGAUUGUUUCAGGGAGCAGUAAUACUAAUAGGUUACCGGAAUCGGAGUCAUUGGUGAAGAGUGUUGCACCAACCAAGAGGAUAGUUUACACUACCACAAGGCCAAGUGAUAUCAGAACUCCUUAUGAAAAGAUGCUGGACAACGCGGUGGAGUUUGGAUCGCCUGAUAAGCGUUCUGGUGGAUUCUUUAACUCUGCAUUGAUAGCACUGUUUUAUGCUGCUGUGCUUGCAGGGCUUCUCCAUCGAUUCCCUGUAAGCUUUUCUCAGCAUGCAGCUGGUCAGAUUCGAAACCGCAAAUCAGGCACUUCUGCUGGUACGAAGUCAUCUGAACAAGGUGAAACCGUCACUUUUGCUGAUAUUGCGGGUGUUGAUGAGGCUAAAGAGGAGUUGGAAGAGAUUGUGGAAUUUCUUCGUAAUCCAGAUAGAUACAUAAGGCUUGGUGCACGCCCUCCACGUGGUGUUCUCUUGGUGGGUCUUCCUGGGACAGGUAAGACUCUACUAGCAAAGGCUGUGGCUGGGGAAGCUGAUGUGCCAUUUAUAAGUUGUUCUGCUAGUGAGUUUGUAGAAUUGUAUGUUGGCAUGGGUGCCUCCCGUGUUAGAGAUCUGUUUGCUAGGGCAAAAAGGGAAGCUCCAUCCAUAAUAUUUAUUGAUGAGAUAGAUGCUGUGGCUAAAAGUCGUGAUGGUAAAUUUCGCAUUGUGAGCAAUGAUGAACGAGAGCAAACCUUGAACCAGUUGCUCACUGAGAUGGAUGGGUUUGACAGCAAUGCUGCAGUGAUUGUUCUUGGAGCUACUAAUAGGUCAGAUGUUUUGGACCCUGCACUUCGCCGGCCAGGAAGAUUUGAUCGUGUAGUUAUGGUAGAAACACCUGAUAGGAUUGGAAGAGAAGCCAUCCUAAAAGUUCAUGUUUCCAAGAAAGAACUUCCUUUAGCCAAGGAUGUUGACCUUAGUGACAUUGCUUGUAUGACCACUGGUUUCACAGGGGCAGAUCUUGCAAACCUUGUAAAUGAGGCUGCUUUGCUGGCUGGUAGGCAAAAUAAAGUUGUGGUGGAGAAAAUUGAUUUCAUCCAAGCUGUAGAAAGAUCUAUAGCUAUGGCAUUGGUGCAUGCAAAUGUGACAUCAGUUGUUUGCAAGAAUGGCAACCAUGCUUCUCAAUCAAAAUUCCCUAGUACUACGUUCUUGCCUGGGUUUGAUGUUGUUGGGCGUGUUUCGAGUACUUGGAAGAAGGAGCUUUUCCCAUCUUCCAUGGCUUUGGUACCUAAAGCCACAUUGACAUUUGAUCCUCCAACUACUAAUUCGGAGCAAUCCAAACAAAAGAAGCACACUGUUGACCCUGCUUCUCCUGAUUUUCUUCCUCUUCCUUCCUUUGAACAAUGCUUUCCAAAGAGCACAAAAGAAUACAGGGAAGUCAUUCAUGAUGAAACUGGUCAUGUGCUCAAAGUUCCCUUUCGUCGAGUUCACCUGUCUGGGGAUGAAGAACAAUUUGAUACCUAUGACACUAGUGGUCCUCAAAAUAUAAGCCCAAGAACAGGAAUUCCAAAAUUGCGCAAAGAGUGGGUUGAUAGGAGGCAGAAAAUGGGUGCACCAAGAUUCACUCAGAUGUACUAUGCUAAGCAAGGAAUCAUUACUGAGGAGAUGCUUUUUUGUGCCACCCGUGAGAAGCUUGACCCAGAGUUCGUGAGGUCAGAAGUUGCUCGUGGACGUGCUAUCAUCCCUUCCAACAAGAAUCACUUGGAGUUAGAGCCCAUGAUAGUUGGAAGAAACUUCUUAGUGAAAGUGAAUGCCAACAUUGGAAAUUCUGCAGUUGCAAGCUCUAUAGAAGAGGAAGUUUACAAGGUUCAGUGGGCAACUAUGUGGGGAGCUGAUACAGUCAUGGAUCUCUCAACUGGUCGCCACAUCCAUGAAACUCGAGAGUGGAUCUUACGCAACUCGGCUGUACCAGUUGGGACUGUACCUAUUUAUCAAGCACUUGAAAAGGUUAAUGGAAUUGCUGAAAAUCUUAGCUGGGAGGUUUUCAGAGAUACCUUGAUUGAACAAGCUGAACAGGGUGUAGAUUACUUCACCAUCCAUGCAGGAGUUCUUCUUAGAUAUAUUCCUUUAACGGCAAAGCGCAUGACUGGAAUAGUAUCCAGAGGAGGAUCCAUUCAUGCAAAGUGGUGCUUAGCUUAUCACAAAGAGAAUUUUGCUUAUGAGCAUUGGGAUGACAUACUUGACAUCUGCAAUCAGUAUGAUGUGGCUCUAUCCAUCGGUGAUGGUCUAAGACCUGGAUCCAUCUACGAUGCAAAUGACACUGCUCAAUUUGCUGAGCUCUUGACACAAGGAGAACUGACCCGUAGAGCAUGGGAAAAGGAUGUUCAGGUGAUGAAUGAAGGACCUGGACAUAUUCCAAUGCAUAAGAUACCUGAAAACAUGCAGAAACAGUUAGAAUGGUGUAAUGAAGCGCCAUUUUACACUCUUGGUCCUUUAACAACUGAUAUUGCCCCUGGUUAUGAUCACAUCACCUCUGCAAUUGGUGCUGCAAAUAUUGGGGCACUUGGAACAGCUCUUCUCUGUUAUGUGACUCCAAAAGAACAUCUUGGGUUGCCAAACCGGGAUGAUGUGAAGGCUGGAGUUAUAGCUUACAAGAUAGCUGCGCAUGCUGCAGAUUUAGCUAAAGGUCAUCCACAUGCACAAGCCUGGGAUGAUGCAUUAAGCAAGGCAAGAUUUGAAUUUCGAUGGAUGGACCAGUUUGCUUUAUCACUGGAUCCGAUGACAGCCAUGUCCUUCCAUGAUGAAACCUUGCCAUCAGAAGGUGCAAAAGUGGCUCAUUUCUGCUCAAUGUGUGGCCCUAAAUUCUGCUCUAUGAAGAUAACAGAGGAUGUGAGAAAGUAUGCUGAGAAACAUGGCUAUGGAACUGCUGAGGAAGCUUUGCUGCGUGGAAUGGAUGCUAUGAGUGCUGAAUUUCUCGCUGCCAAGAAAACUGUCAGUGGAGAACAACAUGGUGAAGCUGGUGGAGAGAUCUACUUGCCAGAAACUUACAUAAGUUCCAAGGAGAGGUGA
Molecule: messenger RNA, 3777 nt
Organism: Abrus precatorius (Indian licorice)
Lineage: Eukaryota; Viridiplantae; Streptophyta; Magnoliopsida; Fabales; Fabaceae
Product: phosphomethylpyrimidine synthase, chloroplastic
Exons: 13
Coding region: 112-3777 (1221 amino acids)
Biological process (GO): thiamine biosynthetic process
Cellular component (GO): membrane
Molecular function (GO): iron-sulfur cluster binding; metalloendopeptidase activity; ATP hydrolysis activity
Source: RefSeq, a predicted model, not a curated record